This is a messenger RNA of Mercenaria mercenaria, 591 nucleotides long. RefSeq lists its product as uncharacterized. Bases 86 to 427 code for a protein of 113 amino acids. The record is from RefSeq and is a predicted model, not a curated record. Gene Ontology annotation, molecular function: DNA binding. Lineage: Eukaryota; Metazoa; Mollusca; Bivalvia; Venerida; Veneridae. The transcript has 3 exons.
UAUAAAGGCGGUGGCAUGUAAAUACAUACGCACUUUAAACAAGCUCCCUCUGUUGGACGUACGUUACAAAUCAUUACAUACAACGAUGCAGCUGGAUAUACCAAAGCUUUUUAUUUUAUUUGCAUUGGUAGCAAGUGUUGCCAGUGUGCCUGAAGAAGGAUGGAGAGAAGUUGGUGUAAAUUUAAAAAGGGCCAUUGGAUCUGCGUCCUCGGCGGCAGCCCAUCUUGGUGUUAAAUACAAAAGCAUGUUGAAAGCAUACGAUAACGUAGAUAAUGUCCCAGGCUUCGAGUUCUAUUGGGUAUUCUUUAAAGCAGCAUCCGUGAAAGGAGAACCUCUAGAUUGUGAAGGAAUAGUUCUAUGGACAGGGCUUAAAAGGAUAGUGAAACGUGCAAGUUGUAAACCAUGUGCCACAGGGAAGAUACGUUGAUGAUGCAUGAAGAUAUUUUUCAUGUGGAACCAAACUUUGUAACUAUGUAAAUUUUGAUGUGAACACGACAGGGACAAUUUAUGAUGUCAUUGAAAUUGCAAAAGGAAUUUUAAAACAUACUUGUACCUAGAAAUCAAAGUUGAAGAAUAAAAUUUGUAAAUUGA